Aedes albopictus (Asian tiger mosquito) is the source of this 504-nucleotide messenger RNA. RefSeq lists its product as uncharacterized. Bases 4 to 504 code for a protein of 166 amino acids. NCBI's taxonomy places the organism in Eukaryota, Metazoa, Arthropoda, Insecta, Diptera, Culicidae. The record is from RefSeq and is a predicted model, not a curated record. The transcript has 3 exons.
ACCAUGGCAUACGCCUUCGCAAUACGUUUUGCGAUGCUCUUUCCGUUGGCACUGUCGAUGGAUUUGACACCAGAAGUCACCUACCAACGGGUCGAACAAACCAUGGGUUUCGAUAUCAUUCGUACCAAUUUUCGAAUCACCAAGUUCAAUAGGACGUGUGCCGUUUUGAAUGGGACUGGCGAAUUACUCAUUGAUCUGGACAACCACUACACGUUUCAAAUCAUUUUUGAGCACAGCCGACUGGGCAACAAUCAGUUCAACAGAUCUCCGAUUAGAGUACCGGAGCAACCCGUGUGCGAGUUCAUGAAAGGAGCAUAUCGAGAAUUCCAAUACAUGCUUGUCGACACCACCAACUAUCCUCAGGUUGGCCCGGAAGGCUUGUGUCCGUUUCCGGCCGGACACUACUGGAACAGAAACUUGGUGUUCGAUGACACAAAGGUGCCGCCAUUCAUGUCUGAAGGAUUCUGGCGGGCUAUUUUGCUGUUCAAGGGACCAUCGGUCUAA